CCUGAAACUUAAAUUGGAAUAUAUUAAUUUUCUUUUUUUUUUAUCAUCAUUUUUCUUUGCGUCCAGGAGAAAUACUGUGAUCUAGUGUGGAUCUUUUAUUUUUGUAUUUCCUUGUACUUAAUUGGUACCUGUUCGAAUUUGUAGAUGAAUAUCGAAAAUUUAUUAGCUUUAAAGAAGGAAUGGGAUCUUUUAACAAAGGAAUAUGGAGAUUUAGAAGUUCAUGAAAAGCAAUACGAAAAGGCUGUUGAAGAUUUGGGUAAAUGCCAAAAUGCAUGCAGCAAAUCACUUGCUCACCAAUGGUAUCGUUUAAAACAGAUUUCUGAAGAAAUUAAAAAGUGUGGAGCAACUUCAAAAGAAGAAAUUGAUUUGAUUGAAUCUCUAAAACAAGAAAUUGAGCUUCGUAAAGUUCAGCUUGAUGACAUUCAAUCAAAUUUGCCUAGAAGCAAUGGGUUAUACUUAAGAAUUAUCCUUGGGGGAGUGAAUGUUACGAUUGUAAAUAAAGAAGACAGCAAAAAAUAUAAAGAAGAGUAUGAACGAUUUAAAGUAACUGUGACAAUAAUUAUCUUGAUUUUAUCAGCUCAAAGUAUUUUGUUUUCUUACAGGUAUGUUAUAGCAAUUUUUUAUUUCUUAAACAUAUCAAACUAUGUCAUGUCAAGCAUGCUAAACUAUGAUAUUUUAUAUUUUAGAGCUCUGGAUGCCAUUUUACAUUUCUUGUUGGUCUGGUACUAUUGCACAUUAACGAUUAGAGAAAGUAUAUUGGUAGUAAAUGGUUCCAGAAUAAAAGGCUGGUGGCGUGUUAACCAUUUUAUUACCUGUAUUCAAGCUGGUGUUAUUAUUGUAUGGCCUGAUGGUGUUAUGUAUGAUCAAUUUCGCAAACAGUUUACUCUAUACACUUGUUACACAAGUAUUCUUCAAUUUCUACAGUUCAAUUACCAGCAAGGCUGCUUGUACAGACUGAGAGCACUUGGGGAACGUCAUAAAAUGGACAUUACCAUUGAAGGAUUUCAUUCCUGGAUGUGGCGUGGGCUUACUUUCCUUCUACCAUUCCUAUACUUUGGCUAUAUUUUCCAGUUGUAUAACGCUUAUACUUUAUUCAAUUUAAGUAAAGAUGAACAGUGUGUGGAGUGGCAAGUUUUUGUUUCAGCAGUUAUAUUCUUUAUGCUAUUUGUUGGCAAUACACUAACUACCUCCAGAGUUCUUCACCAGAAGUUAACAGAAAAAAUAAUCAACUCUUUAAAUACUGUUGGAGAAAAAGAAACUACUAAAAAAUCGAACUGAUUUAUAAAUGGAAUGAACAUUCCAUGGCAAAAACAUAUCUUUUAUCUAUAGUGAUAUGUAAAUAACAAUUUUUGUUUUAGAUCUGAUGUAUUUUUAAAUUAUUGUCUUAUGUAAAUGUAAUGGAUUUAGCGCAUAAAAAUAAGGUUGUAUACCACCAAUGCAUUUAUUUUUAUAUAAUUUUAUUCUUGCAAAAUAUUUAUAUUCUAAAAAACGAGCUGAAACUGGUGUUUUGCAAUUGUAAAUUUGUACAAAAAAAAAAUUUUUUCUCAUUCAAAAAGAAAUAAAGUUGAUAAAAAAUAAAAAUAUGAGCUGCAACUGGUGUUUUGCAAAGGUAAAUUUGUACAAAUGAAAAAAAAUUCACGUUCUAAAAGAAAUAAAGUUGAUAAAAAAUCAUUUUGGAAUUGUUGAAUUAUAAUUUAUCUUAAAUUAUAAAUAUGCUAUAGAAAUUUUUCUUUUAUAUAUUUAAAAACAGAAUAGCAUUAUUUGUAAGUGCCAUCUUUACUCAUUAUUGAAAAAUCUAAAUUUAUUGAAAUUGUGUUGCGUAUAGUUGUGAUUCCAUGCAUUAAAUAUUGUUUCAAAAUAUAAAUAUUCGUUUUAAAUGGUUAUUUUAUCCUAUUUAAAAAGAGUGAGCAUUAUUUUUAAAUACUGUAUCAAUAAAUAAAAAUCUACAUUUAAUGUAGUUGUAUAUAUUAUUUUUUUAACUGACCAUUGAAAUAUUUAAUAAAUUGUACUUAAAAGUAAUAUUCAUUUUAUAUAUUUAAAAAGAAUAAAUAUUUUGCAAUUGGAAAAGACAAUGCUUAAUGGACUCUUUGUUUUCUGUUCUAAAUCUUUUACACUACAAAUUAUUCUGAAACUCAUGGACACUCUUUAAAUGCAGAAAAGGAGUAUUUUUGUAAAUGAAUUAAAUCUUAAAUAAAUGCCUGAUUAAAAGCUUCA
Parasteatoda tepidariorum (common house spider) is the source of this 2214-nucleotide messenger RNA. Its product is annotated as transmembrane protein 120A. The record is from RefSeq and is a predicted model, not a curated record. NCBI's taxonomy places the organism in Eukaryota, Metazoa, Arthropoda, Arachnida, Araneae, Theridiidae. Gene Ontology annotation, cellular component: membrane.